UUCUUUCCUUCGUAGCUCGUAUUUCUUGUCGUAGGAUGACGUGUGAAACCUAGGCAAAUCAGGCAGGAAAUGUGCAUUUGCAAAUGAAAUUCAUUCAAUGCAGUUAAUAAGAAACCUACACUAGUAACUCCGUUGUGGCUAUUCUCCAGCAUCUUCAAGCUACGCCAUCAUGGCAGUUUCGCUUGACGGAAUCAGCGGAGCAUUUUAGUUCCUUCGUACCGUGUGCAUACAUAUCUGUAGAAAAGCUACAGCUGAGCAAAAGUGAUUUAGAAAUACGUCCCCACAGUUUGUGAAUACUCUCAUCUGGCUGAUAUUUUCAACAGAAUCCUAGAGACUGACCAUAACAAAACAACAAGUUGCUGAAAAUGUUGUAAUACUACCUCCAGGCAAAGGGAGAUUGAGAAAGGAAGAAUCUCAGAAGACGAAACGCGCGGAAAGUGAAACAAACAAAAACCGUCCUCGGAGGAGGGAAAGUGUUUUCAUUUCGGUGAACGUGAGAUCUGGGUUGGAAAAUCGAAAACACCAAAGGGAAUACAACAAAAAAUCACUGUACACACAUUCCAACAUUCAACUGCACGAUGUCUUCACUCUCAGCAAGCGCGGAAAAUCUUUCCAGCGAUCAGAACAACGAUGGAUCGUCCAUGUGCUUGGAGCUGGCAUUGGAAGGUGAACGAUUGUGCAAAUCCGGCGACUGUCGAGCGGGUGUGGCCUUCUUUCAAGCCGCCAUCCAGGCCGGCACAGACGACCUCCGAACACUCAGUGCCAUCUACAGCCAGCUCGGCAAUGCCUACUUCUACCUGGGUGACUACGCGAAAGCGAUGCAGUACCACAAGCACGACCUCACGCUGGCCCGCUCCAUGAACGACAAGCUGGGCGAAGCCAAAUCGUCCGGCAAUCUCGGCAACACGCUCAAGGUGAUGGGCCGGUUCGACGAGGCGGCUAUCUUCUGCCAGCGCCAUCUGGCCAUCGCACGCGUCCUGCAGGACCGUCUGUCCGAAGGGCGCGCUCUCUACAACCUUGGCAACGUGUACCACGCCAAGGGCAAGCAGCUGGGCCAGAAGGAUCCGAGCUCGGACGUGUCGGCCGAGGUGCUCGAUUCGCUCCUGAAAGCGGCCGAUUUUUAUCAGCAAAAUUUAAAGCUGAUGCGCGAGCUUGGGGACCGUGGAGCGCAGGGACGAGCGUGCGGCAACUUGGGCAAUACGUACUAUCUGUUGGGCGAGUUUGAGACGGCCAUCGAGCAUCAUCAGGAGCGGCUACGAAUAGCGCGCGAGUUCGGUGAUAAGGCAGCCGAACGACGGGCGAACAGCAACCUGGGCAAUUCUCACAUCUUUCUCGGUCAGUUUGAGCAAGCGGCGAAUCACUACAAGCGUACAUUGUCCCUCUCUAUCGAGUUGGGCGAACGGGCGGUCGAAGCGCAGGCGUGCUACAGUCUCGGCAACACGUACACGCUCCUGCGCGAUUUCCCCACGGCCAUCGACUACCACCAGCGGCAUCUCGCAAUCGCGCAGGAGCUGGGCGAUCGCAUCGGCGAGGCACGUGCCUGCUGGAGUCUCGGCAAUGCCCACUCGUCGAUCGGCAAUCACGAGAAAGCGCUGCACUACGCCAACUCGCACUAUCUGCUGGCGAAGGAGCUGGGCGAUAUGGUGGGCGAAAAUACGGCCCGCAUGAACAUGUCGGAUCUACGCAAAAUCCUAGGCCUUCCGGAGCUGCCCCCGUCGGAAGGUGGCGCUCUACCUUCUUCAGGCACCGGGGAUGGGUCGACGGAAGUUGAGCCGGGCUCCCAGUAUGCAAUCCACGGACAGGCACAGUCGGUGGCAGCGGCAAAGGCGGCUUCCCUAGCGGCGGCCAGCAAACAACAUCGACUGCGCCGGCAGAGCAUGGAACAACUAGACUUAAUUAAGCUAACACCGGAUGGGAAAAAGUUGGCCCAACACAACCACAGCGUCCAGGAGAACCAAUCGACCAAUGCGCAGGUACUGCCGCCGGGUGUUGUGCAGCCGACGAAGGUGAAAAAGAACGAAAACAGCUUCAAAAACAACGAUGAAGAUUUCUUUGACUUAUUAACGCGAUCGCAGAGCAAGCGUAUGGAUGAUCAGCGUUGCACGCUAAAGCUAACGCAUGCAGAAAGUGUCGAUUCGGCGAGGAAACCAUUGACACAACACAACAGCAACCCACCGGCGGGCAAGGAAAAUAGGAACGUUCUUUUGGAGAUGAUCGCACACUUUCAGUCAGAACGAAUGGAUGAACAACGAGCACUAUUGCCCGGGCUGAAGCGAAUAUCGCUCAACAACGCCAAUAACAUAAGCCGUCCCACGAACAACAACGAGUCGGGCACGGGCUCGACGACACCGGAAGAUGCCGUCUCGAUCGGAACCCCACCGGACGAUGCAUUCCUCGAUAUGCUGAUGAGGUGUCAGGGUUCUCGUAUCGAGGAGCAACGUUCGGAGCUACCAACACCAAACAUUACGCUGGACGCGGAGGCCAGCGAUGUCCGGGCCGUCCCACCGGCAACCGUCGCAUCGAACAGUGGCGCAACCGUGCCAGAUGAGGAUUUCUUCUCACUUAUCAUGCGCCUGCAAGGGGGCCGCAUGGAAGAUCAACGUGCCACCGUUCCGCUGAACAACAAUCUUAAUCGUAGCGCCAGCGUAGACCAACAGCAGAGUAAUCAUAGCAAUGGGAAUGGGAACGGAAAUAAUAACAGCUCUAGUGCUGCUACAACGCCAGGCAAUGGGCCCAACAGCAACGUGACCAAUGGAAACUCACAGAACAAUAGUGCCACUGGACCAGCUGCUGGUGGUGGUGGUGGUGUUGGGAAAAGUCUAAAAUGAUUUUACUCGUUCGAUCGCUAGUGAUUUUCAGUGAUCGUUAGCGAUUGGGCAUGUUUCUAUUCGUCCUAGAGAAUGGGAGAAGGGAACAGCAGUGUGCCGAUAGUAAUAUCAUUCAUGUUUAAAGUUGAGUUACAUAAUGUUUUCCGCGUUCUCCGCACAUAAUCUACAGCGUUGUUAGGGAAGUACAAAACAAAAGCUAACCAAUAAGAAGAUAUGGUUAUUUUUGAAACAAAAGUUCCAUGAUUUCAUAUCAAUUCAAGUUAAAAAGCCGAAUCGAACUAAUAUCAUUCUUUGUAAAAGUAUUAACGUAUUUUUGUGCAUAGCUAAGCUUCGUAGGACGCGAAAAGGAAAAAAAAAAAUAUUAUAACACAUCAAACUAUUUGUGCCGCUAAACCAUUUUUCUGCAUCGUAGAUUUGCAUAAUUUCCAUCCCCGUCCAUAAUCUUGACUCCAGUUUUAAUUCAAUAUACCUUGUAUCAACAUAAUUUAUGCAUCGAGUAGACCACCAAUCUUAUUUGUAUUUAAAUAAACCAUUGUAACGGAAACACUUUUUGGACGGUUUUGACUCUUGGUGGUAGCAUUUUUAAUGGUAUAAAAUUGGCUGUAAACACUCCACAUUCGUUUGCUUAGCUUGAACGGAGCAAAAUGGAAUGAAUCAAUAAUACAUUACGUGUGGGAUUUUUUUUAAAGCGAACGCACUUAUACAACCAUACAGGAUUGGAUCUAAUUGUAACGCGAGCGUAAUGUCCCACCCAUAUGAAGUUAGACUUUUUAUCCCAUUCGGUCGUCUUAGAAUAAACGCGUUCUUCCCAAGGAGUA
This is a messenger RNA of Anopheles coustani, 3646 nucleotides long. RefSeq names its product G-protein-signaling modulator 2 (gene pins). The record is from RefSeq and is a predicted model, not a curated record. The coding region runs from base 579 to 2828 and encodes 749 amino acids. Gene Ontology annotation, molecular function: GTPase regulator activity; protein binding. The transcript has 7 exons. NCBI's taxonomy places the organism in Eukaryota, Metazoa, Arthropoda, Insecta, Diptera, Culicidae.